This is a messenger RNA of Protopolystoma xenopodis, 603 nucleotides long. The record is from the annotation of a GenBank genome assembly. NCBI's taxonomy places the organism in Eukaryota, Metazoa, Platyhelminthes, Monogenea, Polystomatidea, Polystomatidae.
AUGGGAAGAUGGGAGACCUUGGAGGAGGGAGGAAAGCCUAUCGGACCCGCAUUUGGCCGACCCACUCAACUUGCGCCGGACAGACCAGCGGCUUCACAUGUACAGUCGAGCGGGACGGGAGGUGGUUUAGACCUCUUGUCCAUUGGCUGUGUCGUACUUUACAUUCUACUAGCUUGUCUCCGUCAUCGCUAUUUCUCUGGCUUGGUCUGGGAAACGAAGGAAGAUGGAACGGAGAGCCGAGCAGAGCCGAUUGGCCGAGUCUUAUUCUGCCGCCUAUUGGCUGGCGUGCGCAUCUGCGUUUUCCCACUCUCGCCGCCUAGCCGUCAGAGACCCGCCCGAGUCCGGCAAGACUCCACCCGUCAUCUGACCAUUCGUCCACAUGGUACAUUUAAUCUCAAAGACCCGAUUAUUUACCAGUCCACCCAGACGCCCCCUAAUCGGCCCGCCCUCGAACCCCGCCAACCAGUGCGGGUUCGAGUACCCCAGCCCGGGGUCACUAUGCCGGGCCGUGUUAAGUCGGCCGCCCUCAAGUGGAACAUACGACGAAGAGAUGGGCACACUAACAAACCCAGUCAGCGUACCAAGCUGGAUAUAGGGCAGUGA